Hypanus sabinus (Atlantic stingray) is the source of this 5878-nucleotide messenger RNA. RefSeq names its product kelch-like protein 10. The annotation marks the transcript as partial. The record is from RefSeq and is a predicted model, not a curated record. Gene Ontology annotation, molecular function: protein binding. Lineage: Eukaryota; Metazoa; Chordata; Chondrichthyes; Myliobatiformes; Dasyatidae. The transcript is spliced from 3 exons.
GUGAGACUGGCCCUCAUGAACGCCGAGUACUUCAUGAACAACGUGAAGAACAACGACUACGUGAAGGACAACGACGACUGCAAGCCCAUCAUCAUCAACGCCCUGAAGGCCAUGUACGACCUCAACAUGAACGGGCCGUCCAGCUCGGACUUCCGCAACCCGCUGACCCGGCCCCGGCUGCCCUUCUCCAUCCUCUUCGCCAUCGGCGGCUGGAGCGGCGGCAGCCCCACCAACGCCAUCGAGGCGUACGACGCCCGCGCCGACCGCUGGGUCAAUGUCACCUGCGAGGAGGAGAGCCCGCGGGCUUACCACGGCGCCGCCUACCUCAAGGGCUUCGUCUACAUCAUCGGCGGCUUCGACAGCGUCGACUACUUCAACAGCGUCAAGCGCUUCGACCCGGUGAGGCGGGCGUGGCAGCAGGUGGCCCCCAUGCACUCCCGCCGCUGCUAUGUCAGCGUCACCGUCCUCGACAGCUUCAUCUACGCCAUGGGCGGCUUCGACGGCUACGUGCGCCUCAACACGGCCGAGCGCUACGAGCCCGAGACCAACCAGUGGUCGCUGAUCGCGCCGAUGCACGAACAGCGCAGCGACGCCAGCGCCACCGUGCUCCACGGCAAGGUCUACAUAUGUGGAGGAUUCAAUGGGAAUGAGUGCUUGUUUACGGCUGAAUUCUACUCUCCAGAAACCAACCAGUGGACAACCGUAGCACCCAUGAGGAGCAGGCGUAGCGGUGUUGGUGUUAUAGCUUACGGUGAAUGUGUGUAUGCAGUGGGAGGUUUCGAUGGUGCUAACCGUCUGCGGAGUGCCGAGGCCUACAGUCCGCUCACCAAUACUUGGCGCACGUUGCCCACCAUGUUCAACCCCCGCAGCAACUUUGGCAUUGAGGUGGUGGACGACCUACUGUUUGUCGUGGGUGGCUUCAAUGGCUUCACGACAACGUUCAACGUGGAGUGCUACGACGAGAAGACGGACGAGUGGUACGAUGCCCAUGACAUGAGUAUCUACCGCAGUGCCUUGAGCUGCUGUGUGGUGCCGGGCCUGCCCAACGUCAGGGAGUACGCAGCACCCAGAGACAAUCUACUUGGAUUAUUGUCCCGCGAGGAACAAAUAAAAUAUUCUGCUUCUACCAGUAUUUUAGCAGUAUGAUCUCUGAAACGACAACUUGAUUACUCUUUUUGCUGUUACCAAUAAAAUAUUUUCCUGAAGAAUCAACUGUGUAAUAACCAUAAGUACAACUUAUUUUUAAAUAAAAUUUUUUAGAAACUUGUUGAGAUUGGUAUGACUAUAUACAGAGCUAAAUGUGGAGAAGCAGCCCAAGGAACACAGAGAGCAAAGAGCGUCGGAAUUCUGAAAAUUAAACUAUUGCUUUCAGGACCAAUUAACAGGGCACAGAUCAGGGAGAAUGAGAGAUUCUAUUCACCAUCAAUUCCUCACAAAGGAGAAGGCAAGAUGACUUCUACGUACUAGAGAAGUGAUAUCAUUUGUACCAUGGGUAAGGAAAGGAAAACGGAGUGUAGGAUGUUAUUUAUAGUCCAAGAGGUCGAGGUCUAAUUGAACAAGUAUGUGACAGUAGAUAAUUAUCAUCAGUAGUCUCGAUGUGGGGGUAUAGCUCAGUGGCAGAGCAUUUGACUGCAGAUCCAGAGGUUCCUGGUUCAAAUCCGGGUGCCCCUUCGUUCGCACAACGCUUUUCAGCAGCAGUGGCCUGGUUUCAAUUAGCUGUCGCUGUCCUGUAAAGGGUUUGUACGUUCCCAGUUUCCUCCGGGUGCUCUGGUUUCCUCCCACAUUCCAAGGGUAUACAGGUUAGUAGGUUAAUUGGUCAUGGGUGGUGUGGGCUCGUUGGGCUAUGAGUCUUUUACCGUACUGUAUUUCUAAAUGAAGUUGGAAUGAGGUGUGUUCGUUUGUUAUGUGCUGUGGGUGAUCACAGUCACUCCAAUGAUGGUUCUUGGCAAAUUUUUUUACUGAAGUGGUUUGCCAUCGCCUUCAUCUGGGCAGUGUCUUUACAAGACAGGUGACCCCAGCCUAAUAUUAUCAAUACUCUUCAGAGAUUGUCUGCCUGGCGUCAGUGGUCGUAUAACUAGCAGAGGUAAGGAGCACCUUUCACCUCCUUUGAUAAAGGAUGUAUCUCCACCCUGCCAAUGAGGUAUGAGGGUAAAAAAAAAUAAUUUGCACCAAGAGUAUAGUAUUGCUGAGGGUAAGUCCAAUGUAGGGUGAUAAAUUAUGAAGACAAUGCAGUUAAUUUUCCUUAAUUAGUAGAUGCUUCAGUGGAUUUAGUAAAACAGUUAGUGCGUUUAUGGAGUACAAAGCAAACGGAUUGUAAAGCAGAUUUGUUACAGCAGCAAUUUUCAACAAACUACCUAAUCUGAACAAGAGGUCGGCAUUGGAAAAUGAAAAUCUGCCAACUCUGGGCUCACGGCGACUAGAAACAUAGAAAAUAGGUGCAGGAAUAGGUCAUUCGGCCCUUUGAGCCUGCACCGCCAUUCAGUAUGAUCAUGGCUGAUCAUCCAACUCAGAACCCUGUACCUGCUUUCUCUCCAUACCCCCGAUCCCUUUAGCCACAAGGGCCAUAUCUAACUUCCUCUCUAACUAGCAUGAUGAGUUUGUGAAAGAUUUUUUUUAUCUUUUAGAAUAGGUUUUUUUCUCUCACAUGUACACUGAAAUGUACAGAGAUAGUAUGACACUUGUCACAACGGCAAACACAGUCUGAGGAUGGCUGAAGAUGCCUUCAUGAAUCAAAGUAUUAAGUGCAGGAGACGGGAUGUUAUGCUGAAGUUGUACAAGAUGUUGGUGAGGCCUAAUUUGGUGUAUUGUGUGCAUUUUUAGUCGCCUACCCACAGGAAAGAUGCACACAAGGUUGAAAGAGCACUGAGAAAAUUUAUAAGGAUGUUGCUGGGUCUGAAGGACAUGAGUUACAAGGAAAGAUUGAAUAAGUUAGGAUUUCAUUCCUUAGAAUGUAGAAGAUUGAGAUGAGAUUUGAUAAAUGUAUAUAAACAGCUGACAUGGACCACCAACACCUCGCUGCUUGUAAAAACAGACACAACAAAGAUUCCUCUUUCUCAGAAAGCUGAAACAGGCCAAACUCCCACAAAAGCCGUUGCUUAACUUCAACAGAAGCGCGAUUGAAACCAUCCUGACCAACAGCGCCACCGUGUGGCGUGCCAGCUGCACAGCCACUGAGCGACAAGACCUGCAUUGCGUGGUGAAGAUGGCCCGGUGAAUUGUCAGGAUGGAGUUCCCAGGACCGGACACCGUCUACUCCAGCAGACUCAGGAGGAAAGCAAUCAGCAUAACCAGAGACACCACACACCCCGGCCACUCCCUGUCUGACCCGCUGCCGUCCAGCAAAAGGUUCAGGACACUGAAAGCCAGAACAAAUAGACUGAGGGACAGCUUCUACCCCAGAGCUGUGGCCUCCAUCACACCACUCCCACAGAACAGUGACUGAAACUGUGAGCACACACAAGGACUCAAAUACUUGCACUAACAGCACUUUGUGCAUUACUGUGAUAUUCUGGUGCUGCUGCAACUUAUUUUCUGCUACUUAUCUAUUUAAUACUGUUUUUCUAUCAUUGUCUUGGUUUUAAUCUACCGCUUUGUUUGAUUGCCCGAGAGGAAGCCAAACAGAGUUUCAUUGUACCUGUGUGUAAUGACAAUAAAUAUCAUUCAAUUCAAUAAAAUUGUGAGGGGUAUAAGACCAUAAGACAUAGGAGCAGAAUUGGGCCAUUUGGCCCAUCGAGCCUUCUCUGCCAUUUCAUCAUGGCUGAUCCAUUUUUUCCUCUCAGCCCAGUCUCCUGCCCUCCCCCAGUAUCCCUUCAUACCCUGGCCAUAACAACCUCUGUCAUAACGACUUGGCCUCCACAGCUCCACUGCCCCACCACUCUCAGGCUGAAGAAAUGCCUCAUCAUCUCUGUUCUGAAAGGACGGUCCUUUAUUCUGAGUCUAUGUCCUCUAAUCUUAGACUCUCCCAUCAUAGGAAACACAUCCAUUACUGGCCUUUCACUAUUUGAUAGGUUUCAAUUAGGUCACCCCCAUCCUUCUGAAUUCCAGAGAAUACAGGCCCAGAGACCAAACGCUCUUCAUACGACAAGCCACUCUAUCCUGGAAUAAAUCCUUUGAACCCUCUCCAGUUUCGGCACAUCCUUUCUAAGAUGAGGGGCCCAAAACUGCUCACAAUACUUCAAGUGAGGCUUCACCAGUGCUUUAUGAAGUCCUUGCUUUCAUAUUCGAGUCCCCUUGAAACGAGUGCCAACAUUUGCCUUCCUCACCACAGACUUAGCCUGCAAGUCCAUGUUUAGAGAAUCCUGCACGAGGACUCCCAAAUCCCUUUGCGCCUCAGGUUUUAGUAUUUUCUCCCCAUUUAGAAAAUAGUCAACCCUCUCAGUUCUUUUACCGAAGUGCACGACCAUACACUUCCCAACACUGUAUUCCAUCUGCACUUCUUUGCCCAUUCUCCGAAUCCAAGUUCUCGUGAAGCCUAUUUCCUCAAAACUACUUGGUCCUCCACUUACCUUCAUAUUGUCUGCAAACAGUUCCAUCAUCCAAUGUAAUAUACGUUAAAAAAUAUCAGCCCCAACACAGACCCCUGUGGAACACCGCUAGUCACUAGCAGCCAACCAGAAAAGGCUCCCUUUAUUCCCACCUCCUGCCAGUCAGCCGGUGCUUUAUCCAUGCUAGAAUCUUCCCUGUAAUACUAUGGGCUCAUAGCUUGUUAAGCAGCCUCAUGUGCGGCCCCUGGUCAAAGGCCUUCUGAAAUUCCAAGUACACCACAUCUACUGCAUCUCCUUUGUCUAUCCUGCUUGUUACUUCUUCAAAGAAUUCCAACAGAUUUGUCAGGGAAGAUUUUCCCAUGCUGACUACAACCUAUUUUAUCACGUGCCUCCAAGUAACCUGAAACCGUAUCCUAAACAAUCGAUCCAUUAGCUUUCCAGCCACUGAGGUCAGAUUAACUGGCCUAUAAUUUCUUUUCUUCUGCCUCUCUCCCUUCUUGAAGAGUGGAGUGACAUUCGUAAUUGUCCAGUCUUCCAGAACCUUGUGAUUCUUGAAGGAUCAUUACUAAUGCCUCCACAACCUCUUCGGCCACCUCCUUCAGAACCCUGCAGUCCAUCUGGUCCAAGUGACUUAUCUACCUUCAGACCUUUCAGUUUCCCAAGAACCUUCUCCCUAGAAAUGGUAACUUCACACACUUCAUGAAACUUGGUACUUCCACCAUCCUGCUAGUGUCUUCCACAGUGAAGACCGAUGCAAAAUAUUUAUUCAGUUUGUCCCCGUUACUACAUCUCCAGCAUCAUUUUCCACUCUCACCUCUUUUAUACUUUAUGAAUAUUAAGAAUUUUUUGGUAUUCUCUUUAAUAUAACGGGCUGGCUUACUUUCCUAUUCCAUCUUUACCUCCUUUAUGACUUUUUAGUUGGCCUCUGUGCUUCAUAGUCCUCUAACUUCCCACUAAUAAUUUUGUUCUAUUGAAUGCUCCCUCUAUGGCUUUGACUUUACUUGUUAGCCAUGGUUGCAUCAUCUUGCCUUUAAAAUACUUCCUCUUUCGGAUGUAUAUACUGUAUCCCGGACCUUCCAGAAAUUCCAGCCAUUGCUGCUCUGCUGUCAUCCCUGCCAGUGUUCUUUUCCAAUCAGUUUUGCCAACUCUUCUCUCGUGCCUCUGCGAUUCUCUUUACUCUACUGUAAAAUUGAUACAUCUGACUUUAGCUUCUCCUCAAAUUUCAGGGGGAGUUUGAUAUUACGAUCAUUUUCUCCAAAAGUUACUUUUACCUUAAGCUCUCUAAUCAAUUUCAGUUCAUUGCACAACACCCAGUUCAGAACAGCUGAUCCCCUACGGGCUCAACCAUGAGCUGCUCUGAAAAGCCAUCUCGUAGGCAGUCUAGAAAUCCAGCA